UGACGACUCACAAUUCCCUUGUGAGGAUUGCAAUCUCUUCGCCUUGUCGUCCAACCAGGGGUCCGCAUUACGGCACGGUAUCACCACCUUGUCACAGCAUUAAGCAAACAGGGAACCCGUGCCCAAGUUGCACUCUGUUACAAACAAUAAAACCAGCACCACGUCCACCCAAUAUCACCCCUCAGAUGCCCGCUGGUCUCUUCUGUCAGAGAUGCGCUCAGCCUCCCAGACAACAGACCAAUAGCAGCAUCCAAGCGCGACCCAGCCAGCUAUGCGCCUCCGACAUGGGACAACACCUCGCUGUUCCUCCUCGGCGAGCGAACCAUGCUUCAAGCCAACUUCUUCAAAGUGUUCCCGGAAUAUCUCGAAGCCACCCCUAAGCUCAGUUCCAGGGCGGGCGUUUAUAGCCCGAAUCGAGACCUUACCGUCACUGCCGUCAUCGGGCCUAAGAGGUCGUUCUGUGUCACGCGCAAGACGGCAUACUGAGAGGUACAGCCUGGGUCAGCUACACCCUCACACUGCCCACGUCCAAAGGACAGCUCACGGAACCUGCCCUCGGUGGUGCUCUGACAAAUGCCCGGGUGCGAAACGACAAUACACGUGACCGAUUAUCCGGUUUUGAGACACGACUCUGGUGCACUGCCCUGCUGAGAUCUUUACCUGGCAGAAGUACGAGGACAAAAUCAUUGCUGUAGUGUAUGGGGCGCUGGGUGAGACGCAUGAACUCCUG
Messenger RNA from Parathielavia appendiculata, 730 nucleotides. RefSeq lists its product as uncharacterized. The coding region runs from base 325 to 486 and encodes 53 amino acids. The record is from RefSeq and is a predicted model, not a curated record. The transcript has a single exon. NCBI's taxonomy places the organism in Eukaryota, Fungi, Ascomycota, Sordariomycetes, Sordariales, Chaetomiaceae.